Molecule: messenger RNA, 1256 nt
Organism: Topomyia yanbarensis
Lineage: Eukaryota; Metazoa; Arthropoda; Insecta; Diptera; Culicidae
Product: rhythmically expressed gene 2 protein-like
Exons: 3
Coding region: 355-1146 (263 amino acids)
Source: RefSeq, a predicted model, not a curated record
AUUGGGGACGGUGGUUGCAUUCAAUUAUCACUAAAGUAUCAACGAAGGCAUGGGUCAAAGGAUUGUAGAUAUUGGCUGAAUAACAUAUUUAGCCUCACUGUCUGCAAGGGGCAAGCAAAUGAGAAACCCCAGCAACAACGACGAAAAAAGGAAGUGUCAGUAAGGUGUAAACAAAGCAGAUUCACAAUGUGCCAUAUGAGUUGUAAACGCGGAUGUAUUUCUUAUGCUAUUUGAAAUUUUAAAACUAAACUAAAUUUAUAGUGCUCGUAUUCAAGACAAAAUAUAAUGAUAACUUGAAGAAUCGAACCCUAAACCUGUGUGACUUUUACUGUCUAGCGCCAAAAAUACGCAACGAUGACCAUCGGGGGAAGGUCAAACAGUGUUGCCCGCCAUUUGUCUAGAUUUAAAUUGGUUACCUUCGAUGUCACGGAUACGCUGCUGAAAUUUUCUCGGCCACCGGAAAUACAGUAUGCUUUAGCCGCCCGGCAACAUGGCUGUGUCGAAAUAAAUGAACAAGCGAUUGCUAGAAGUUUUCGGUCACAUUUUAAGCGAAUGGCGCGUGAUUAUCCUAACUUCGGAAAGCGUUCUGAAAACGAUUGGCUUUGGUGGUGGCGUACUCUGGUGAUGGAUAUAUUUCGUGAUUCGCACUCUCAUAUUGAUGAGACAAUGCUGAGCCGGGUGGCUGAUCAGUUGAUUGAAAACUACAAAACACGAGACUGUUGGAGCGAAAUCGAGCUGGCCAGUAGCGUAAUGGAGAUUGCACGAACGCACUGUAACAAAGUAGGAAUCAUAUCCAACUUUGAUCCACGACUGAGUAAAAUCUUGGAGACAAUGGCACUGCCUAAAGUAGAUUUCGUAUUAACUAGCUACGAGACUGGUAUUCUAAAACCUGACCGUGAGAUUUUUAAUAUCGCUUUAAGACUAUGCAACACUGUAGUACUUCCCAGCGAAGCACUGCACAUCGGAAACACUCCGAAGCUGGACUACAUUGGUGCUAAAAACGCCGGUUGGGCCAGUGUGCUAGUAAAUGUUACAAAUGAAGCGGAACGGGAGAUUUCUUUCAAUCCGGAAAUUAAUCCUAAACACGUAUUCAAAACAUUCGGAGAAUUUAUUCAGAUGUUACAAUCUGAGCAGACCAUCUGGUAGUAAGAUGCGUACUUGUUAGGGUAUUAGUCAGGCGUAUCAUUGCGAAGCUCCUAAUUAGUAUUUUGUAAAUAAAUAUUAUAUAUCUAGUACGGUUAUGUGAGAUCCUUCGA